AUGGCGGGCCCAAAGUCUGUAUUCGCGCAUUUCAUUGUUGGCAAUGCUAGCGCCUACGGCCAAAGCGACUGGGUGGGCGACAUGCAAUUGGCGCAAGCCGCCGGUAUCGACGCAUUUGCCCUCAACGUCGGAGCCACCGACCAAACAACCACGACUCAAGUACCGCAAGCAUACGGUGCGGCCGCACAAAUCGGUUUCAAAGUCUUCCUGUCCUUUGACUACGCAGCCCAGGGACCUUGGUCGUCCCAGGCUGUCGUCAACACUAUCCGUACUUACGCCAACAGCCCAGCUCAAUUUACGGUGAAUGGGUUGCCACUUGUAUCCACAUUCGAAGGGACAGCGAAGGCCAGCGAUUGGGCCACAAUUCGCCAAUCGACUCCACUGUUUCUCGUUCCAGAGUGGACGAGUAUUGCGCCUGAUGACUUCAAGUCAUCUGACGAGCAAUAUGUCGAUGGUAUCUUCAGCUGGGACGCAUGGCCUCAGGGCGCCGUUGACAAAACCGAUGACUCCGAUUUAACUUGGCAGUCAGCCGCGGCUCCCAAGGCCUACAUGAUGCCAGUGUCUCCGUGGUUCUAUACCAACCUGCCAAAGUACGACAAGAAUUGGGUCUGGCGAGGAGACGACAUGUGGCACAAUCGCUGGCAGCAGGUGCUCCAAGUGCAGCCUCAAUUUGUAGAGAUUCUUACCUGGAAUGAUUAUGGUGAAUCUCACUAUAUUGGCCCCAUCAAAGAACAGGGUAUCCCCCAGGGGGCGCAAACUUACGUGAACAAUAUGCCCCAUGACCACUGGCGCGAUCUUCUCCCCUAUUACAUCCAAGCCUACAAAACUGGGCAGCCUGGCAUCACGAAAGAGAAGCUUCACUUUUGGUACCGUCUUUCACCCGCCGCCGCGGGCUCCAGCGACGGUACUGCAGGGAACGCGCCUUGGCAACCAUCCACAAGUCCCAAUGUCGUUGUCCAGGACAAGGUCUUCUUCACCGCACUCCUUACAAGCCCUGCGACAGUGACGGUGCAGAUUGGAGGUAACGAGACAGAUAUUCUUUCUUCGAAUGCGGUUGGAGCGUUUCAUUCGUCUGUGCCAUUCAACGGGAGGACUGGAGCCGUGACGGUCAGCAUUGUGAGGGGCAGCGAUGUCGUGGUCAGCGAAGUAGGCCCAGCUAUUACGAACAGUCCGCCCAAUGGCUUGACGAACUACAACGCUUGGGUUGGAGGUUCUGGAUGA
Messenger RNA from Letharia columbiana, 1221 nucleotides. RefSeq lists its product as uncharacterized. Bases 1 to 1221 code for a protein of 406 amino acids. Gene Ontology annotation, molecular function: glucan endo-1,3-alpha-glucosidase activity. Lineage: Eukaryota; Fungi; Ascomycota; Lecanoromycetes; Lecanorales; Parmeliaceae. Gene Ontology annotation, biological process: mating projection tip cell wall disassembly. The record is from RefSeq and is a predicted model, not a curated record. The transcript has 4 exons.